This is a messenger RNA of Adineta ricciae, 3156 nucleotides long. The record is from the annotation of a GenBank genome assembly. Lineage: Eukaryota; Metazoa; Rotifera; Eurotatoria; Adinetida; Adinetidae.
AUGUUGACACAAGAGCAACAAUUACUCGUCUCUGAUAAGGAUACUCUAUCUAAAGAUGGGCACUACGAUGAUCUUGCUAAACUUAGUUUUUUAACAGAAGAUAUUCUACUUGAACAACUGAAGCAACGAUAUGAAAAAGAUCUGAUCUAUACAUAUCUUGGAGAUAUCCUCGUUGCUGUCAAUCCAUUUCACGAAACAAGUCUCUAUACUACAAAGAUUCGUGAUCUUUAUCGUUAUUCAACUGAUAUUCAUAAACCGCCUCAUGUCUAUGCACUCGUGGACCUUGUUUAUCGAAAUGUUUGUCACGGUAUUUACAAUCAACAAUGCUGUGUAAUCAGUGGUGAAUCAGGUUCAGGGAAAACAGAAAGUACAAAAUUAUUUUUGAAACAAUUGAUGUAUCUAUGUGGAGGCAGUUCUCAAUUGGAACAACAAAUUUUACAAGCUACACCUUUGUUGGAAAGUUUUGGCAAUGCACAAACUGUGAUGAAUAAUAAUUCAAGUCGAUUCGGAAAAUAUAUCGCUCUCAAGUUCGUGAAUGGCAAAGUGAUUGGUGCUCAGAUAAGCGAUUAUCUAUUAGAAAAAUCUCGUGUCGUAACACAAAGUCCAGGCGAACGAAAUUUCCAUAUUUUCUGCUAUUUAUUUGAUUAUCUCCCGUCAGAAGUAAAAAAUAUGCUGUGUCUUCAUACAAAAUACGACUACCGAUACCUCUUGACAAGUUCAUCAACCGAUCUACAACAUACUGGUGCUGGUAAUUCGUUAGAUGAAGUAGUGAAUGCAAUGGGUUUGCUGAAUUUUACUGAUAAAGAACAACAUUCCAUGUUUCGUAUCCUAUCUGGUAUUUUAACUAUUGGUAAUUUGGAGUUUUCCACUGACGACGAAGGCUUCACUCGACAAAAUUUCGACGAAGAAAAAACCAAAAACAAUCUCGUAAUCAUUGCUAAUAUGUUUGGUGUAAAUUCGGAUUUGAUUAUGGAAUGUCUGACAACGAUCACAACAUUGACGCGAAAUGAAAGAGUGACUAGAAAAUUCAGUCUACAAUCCAGUCAAGAUGCACGUGAUGCAUUAUCGAAACAUCUCUAUGCUCGUUUAUUUUCUUGGUUGAUUGGCAAAAUAAAUGAAACAUUGAAUAAUCCUUAUCCUUCACAAGAAUUUUAUCAAAUCGCUGAAAUUGGCCUUUUGGAUAUUUAUGGUUUUGAACAUUUUGAAUUGAAUAGCUUCGAACAAUUGUGCAUUAAUCUAGCCAAUGAACAAAUUCAAUAUUUCUUCAAUCAACAUAUUUUUCGUAUGGAAAUGACGGAAUAUGAAAGCGAAGGCAUUGUCGCUGAAACAUUAUCAUUUACGGAUAACCACUCCUUAUUGGAAUUGUUUAUGGCCAAGCCUUUGGGUAUUCUUUCGUUAUUAGAUGACGAAAGUCGACUUCCGAAAGCAACUGAUCAAACAUUUGUUGAGAAAUUGAAUUAUCACUUUGGUACAAAUAAACAUGAAUGCUAUUCGAUCAAUCGAAAUAACAAAUAUUCAUUCACGGUUCAUCAUUAUGCUGGCAAAGUGUCAUACUGUGCCUUAGGAUUUCUGGAGAAAAAUCGGGAUACACUGUCGGACAGUGUCGUCGAUAUGCUCAAGAAUAGCCAAGAUGAUCUCAUACGGUUACUUUUCCAUGGAAACCCAUCGGAUGGAACUAUUCAUUUGAAUAAUCGACUGCAACAUCGAACAGCAGCGGAAAAAGAUGCUCGAAAUCGACUGACUGUUGGUGCUCAAUACCGCAAUUCUUUGCAAGUUCUUAUGGAUCGUAUGUGCGCAUCACAUCCAGUAUUCAUGCGUUGUCUUAAACCAAAUCAACAGAAACAAGCACAUUUAUUCGAUGCUACAUUCGUUCGCGCACAGCUUCGCUAUUGUGGUAUGUUAGAAACAACGCGAAUUCGCAAGGAAGGAUACUCUGUACGAUUAACGUUCGAAGAAUUCAUACGAAAAUAUGGUUUUCUAUCAAGACUUCGUUCUUCUGAUUCACCAUUGAAUACAUGUCGCCAUAUUCUCGAAGAAACGAAAUUAAGUGAAUGGCAAUUAGGGAAAACGAAAGUUUUUCUCAAAUAUUAUCAUCCGGAACAAUUGGAAAAACUUAUGAACAAAUAUCGCAAAGCAGCUCUAUUAAUUCAACGCAUUCAGCGUGGUCACACAGCGAGAAAAUUAUUUCAACAACUGAAAUUAGCAUCGAAAAAUUAUCGAAAUGAAACGAAUGAUCUAUGUAUUUACAUUGAAGAUUUGAAUAACCGAUAUGUAUACACAUUGACUCAACUGAAUGAUAAACUACCAGGUCAACCAACGCCUGCUGUUAUUACAGAGCAUGAUCUUCGUCCUCGUCCACCGGUACGUGAGAGUUCACUGAAUUCCUCGUCACAUUUGGUAAAUAGUGGACUUGCUGGUAAAUAUUCUCUACCAGCAGCCAAAAUGUCAUCGAUUCCGAGUACUCCAACAAGUACUUUGACUACUAACCAACUGAUGCUUGAUUAUGAUUCCUUACUUUCUCAUUUGACACUCAAAUAUGGUUCGCCUGGUGAACGUGAAUCGUGUUUAAGAUGGUUUCGUGAUACUCAAUAUCCAUACGUAUGUCACAAUGGUACAUUUCCUAGUUGGUUUCAUGGAAAUAUCACUCGACAUCGCGCAGAAGAUUUAUUGAAAAAUCAGCCCAUUGGUUGUUUUCUCAUUCGACUAAGUGAAAGUCGAUUUGGUUUUUCACUCUCAUUCCGUGCUGAAGAUCGAUGUCGGCAUUAUAUGAUAAAUCAAUUGAAGAAUCUCAAAUACAACGUUAUUGGCGAAGCAAAAGUUCAUCAAUCACUCGAGAAAUUAAUUGACUACUAUCGAAUACAUGAAUUGUCGAAUUGGAAUGGUCGUUUAACAGAUCCAUGCAAGGCGGAUUGGUCACAGUAUGAUCAUGAUUCGUUAACACCUCUGCCGAAUGCUCCGAACAAUCGCUCUUCUCAGCCGACGAAAAGUAUUGCCAAUCGAACUCAUAGCACAUCUACAUUGCCAAUCUCAUAUUAUGCAAAUCCUCCUUAUCCAUAUUCUUCGAAACUCUAUACAACUCGUCCAAUGUUAAUUAACAAUGCAUUCAAUACAGCGGCAAAAUUACCCAUCGCGAUCGUUCCACCAUUUACGAAAUAA